AGGCGGGAGGGCUCGGAGGCGGCUCCGGUGCAGCCUGUGCUGCAGGAAAAGCAGCCGGGACAGAGCAAGAAAGCAAGUCCAUCGAGCCCGGCCGGCAGAACCGACCCGGCGCCAGCAGCACAUCUGCUCUGCCGGGAGUCUGCUUCGGCUGCCAGGGAAGACUUUGCAUCUGACCUAGAGCUGAACGCCGAGCAGUUCCCUCCUGCUUUUCGCUGGUCCCUCGCGGUCCCCGAGGAGAGGAGCUGGCCGUGCCGCCGGGCGUGGACGAGCCGCGGGAGCAGGGCCGUGGCGAGCAGGAAGCGCGGCUGGGGGCUGGGACGCGGGGCCGUCCCGCGCGGGCAGGCACAGCAGCUCCGCACGCCUCCCUCGCUCUCGCUUCCCCUUUCUGCGGAGCUAUAAAGGCGGAGGGCGAGCGGGCAGCGGGGCGGCGAGGAUGGGAGCGCGGAGCCCAGCACUGGCUUGCACGGCGCUGGCAGCGUGCCUGGUGCUGGCCGGGGCCGUGCACCCCGGCUUCGUGGUCAGGAUCACUCAGGCGGGCUUGGACUACGCUCGUCAGCAUGGGGUCUCUAUCCUGGAGAAGGAGCUCGGCCAGCUGAGGCUGCCGGACAUCUCGGGGGACUUCCGAGUGCGGAAGGUGGGAAAAGUGCGCUAUGAGAUCUCCAGCUUGGACCUUCGCAGUUUCCGCUUGCCGAGCUCACAGAUUUCCCCGCUCCCCGACGUGGGCCUGCAGGUCUCCAUCUCCAACGCCUUUGCCGAGGUGGACGGGGACUGGCGGGUGAAGGUGCAUUUCAUUAGGGACCACGGCUCGUUUGACCUGAGGGUUGAGGAUCUCUCUAUCAGAAUCAAUCUGAAGCUGGGCAGCGAUGCCUCCGGGAAACCCACUGCCGACGCUUCUUACUGCAGCACUCACAUCUCCAGUGUUCACAUACGUUUUUCAGGCAAGCUUAGCUGGCUCUACAACCUCUUCCACAGCGCUAUCGAGUCCAGAUUCAGGAGCAUCUUGGAGAGCAAGGUCUGUGAAAACGUCGUCAGCUCUGUCCGCAGCGAGUUGCAGCCUUACCUCCAGACCUUGCCAGUCACAGCCAAGAUAGAUGCGGUGGCCGGGAUCGACUACUCCUUGGUGGCACCCCCGGCUGCCACUGCCCACUCCCUGGAUGCGGACCUGAAGGGCGAGUUCUUCUCCCUGGCCCACCGUGCUGCCGUGCCCUUCCCUCCGCCGCCGCUCGCCUUCCCGCCGGACCAUGCCCGCAUGGUUUACUUGGGGGUCUCCAGCUACUUCUUCAACACGGCCGGCCUGGUCUACCACGCCGCGGGGGCCCUGGUCUUCGAGCUCACCGACUCCAUGAUCCCGAAGGGCCUCGACUUCCACCUGAACACCUCCACCUUCUCGGCCUUCGUCCCCCAGCUGGAGAAGCUGUACCCCGACAUGCUGAUGAAGCUCAGGCUGUCCACGCCCGCUGCCCCCUCCCUGAGCAUCGGCCCCGAGGGUCUCUCGCUCCGUCCGGUUGUGGAUAUCCAAGCUUACGCCAUCCUUCCCAGCUCCAGCCUGGCUCCUCUCUUCCUCCUCAACUUGACAGCCAACGUCUCCGCCAGCAUCGACGUGAAGUCCAGCCGCAUCGUCGGGAACGUGACGGUUGGCAGGCUGAGGCUGGCUCUGAAGCAUUCGGACGUCGGCCCUUUCCAGGUGCGAAUGCUGCAGUCAAUAAUGAACAUAUUUACUUCCAGCAUCCUGCUGCCACGUCUUAAUGCACGAUUCGGCCAGGGCUUCCCCCUCCCGCUGCCGGACAGGAUACAGCUCUCCGACAUCGUCAUGCAGUCGCACCAGAACUUCCUCCUGCUCGGAGCAGACGUCCAUUACGAGCCCAGAGAAUGAAGGCGAGGCGACGGGCAGCUCAGGUGCCACAGCCAGCGCUGCCCUUUUGUCCACGGGGCCGGCCUGUCCCCACCUCGCCUCUGCCUCCC
Dromaius novaehollandiae (emu) is the source of this 1962-nucleotide messenger RNA. Its product is annotated as bactericidal permeability-increasing protein. The transcript is spliced from 15 exons. Lineage: Eukaryota; Metazoa; Chordata; Aves; Casuariiformes; Dromaiidae. Gene Ontology annotation, biological process: innate immune response; lipopolysaccharide-mediated signaling pathway; defense response to Gram-negative bacterium. The record is from RefSeq and is a predicted model, not a curated record. Gene Ontology annotation, molecular function: lipopolysaccharide binding. The coding region runs from base 434 to 1873 and encodes 479 amino acids.